AUGCUUUAUCUAUAUUGUGAACGAGGUUAAAGAUAAGUGCAGAUCGAGCUGUUUUGUGAUGCAUCUGAGCGAUACAGAAUAAAACAGCAUAUAUUAUAUACGUGUAAACGUACCAGAGGAAUAUGGGUUGUUUAUGAUAAGCUAAUAUUUUCAUCGCUAUACAGCAAACAGAAAUCAUGUCUAAAGGACGAAAACUAAAGUUAAAACUGAUCGGAGAUGUCGAUAAGAUCGAGGAGUUUCAAAGAGAAACGGCACGACUUCUGGAACAGUUUUUGCAAUCGGAUAACGAUGAGCAGCGUCCAGGGUAUAUCCAGUGUGGAAAUUUUGAACGUAAGGCUAAUGAAACGGAUAGCUCCGAUAUUUUACGGUUUCAAGGCUUCUCCGGUAGGGGCCGCGCAGUGUCUUUUGGGAAACUUGAUAGUAAGGCUAAUGAAACGGAUUGGUCCGAUAUUUUCCGGUUUCAAGGCAUCUCCGAUGGGGGCCGUGCAGUGUCUUUUGCUUUUGGAAACUUUGAAAGUAAGGAUAAUGAAACGGAUAUGUCCGAUAUUAAACGGCAUCAAGGCUUGCCAGAAAGCAAAGAAGCUGGUGACUCAACAGAGGACAAAGAUAACAUCCCACAAGGAGUUUUCGAAGGUUCAAGGACAGAAUUAGAACAAGAUCUCGUGCGGGAGUUGCGCCGAAUAGCAGACGAGAUUGACCGAAAUGGGAAAGAGAAUAUCUGCCAAUCCAUGAAAGACGUUGCUGGAUUGAUGGUCUACAGCAGUUUCAAGAGUACAGUCAAGCAGUACGUUGGUAACCUUAUUGGCUGGGGAAGAGUUGCCUUCGUUUUCCAGUUUACCAAAAAAGCCGUACAGGCGGCGGGUAGGGGAGGGUUAAAUGCCAGACAGAUCAGAGAGAACUGUUUGAGAUACAUCGAGGAUAAGUGUGCAGACUGGAUUGUAAGGCAUGGUGGAUGGGCGAGUAUGCUGCCGGCCGAUUCCGAUGAUUCAAGGCCAGAAGUGGACUAAUGACAUUUGCAUGAAAUCGGCCUUUAUCCAUAAAUCAAGCCACGUUGUUAAAAUGAUAGACACUUGAAAUUCACUCCGUUAUAUGCAUCCAGUUAAAAUGAUGUGUAUUGACCCAUAAUGUCGUUAACAGUUGAAGCAAGUUUUUACGCAGA
Dreissena polymorpha is the source of this 1159-nucleotide messenger RNA. RefSeq lists its product as uncharacterized. Gene Ontology annotation, biological process: regulation of apoptotic process; intrinsic apoptotic signaling pathway in response to DNA damage; extrinsic apoptotic signaling pathway in absence of ligand. The transcript is spliced from 5 exons. The record is from RefSeq and is a predicted model, not a curated record. Gene Ontology annotation, molecular function: protein homodimerization activity; protein heterodimerization activity. Gene Ontology annotation, cellular component: mitochondrial outer membrane. Bases 177 to 1007 code for a protein of 276 amino acids. Lineage: Eukaryota; Metazoa; Mollusca; Bivalvia; Myida; Dreissenidae.